Messenger RNA from Solanum stenotomum, 2205 nucleotides. RefSeq names its product protein PSK SIMULATOR 1-like. Gene Ontology annotation, biological process: positive regulation of growth. The record is from RefSeq and is a predicted model, not a curated record. Bases 115 to 1701 code for a protein of 528 amino acids. Lineage: Eukaryota; Viridiplantae; Streptophyta; Magnoliopsida; Solanales; Solanaceae. The transcript is spliced from 12 exons.
CUGUAUUUGAAUUACUAUUCAACUUCCCUAAUUCUCCCUAUUGAAAUAAAAUACCUCAAACCCAAAACUUUUUGGGUGUUUUUGUUUGUAAUUACAACUGGGUUUUUUUGCAUUAUGGGAGGAAGUUCAUCUAAGAAUGAUGGCAAGUUACUGAAUCGUUACUCCAAGAGUCCACCACCAUUGCAGGACAACAAGAAUACACAGCAGAAAAUCAAUGAGGAUGAGUUUUAUGAUGGUAUCCCAAGGUUCUCUUCACAAAAAUCUAAAUCAACCAGGGUCCCUAAGGUUGCAGAAGUAAGUUCUCGUCUAGGUAGAGCUGGAAGUGCUGGAUUUAUAAGGACCGUGCAAGCAUUGGACACCAUUGGGAGCAGCUUGAAUAAUUUGAAUUUAAGCAGUGGAUUUGUUUCUGGUGCAACAAUUAAAGGAAAUGAGCUAUCUAUUUUGUCAUUUGAGGUUGCAAACACAAUCGUUAAAGGUUCUAGUCUUAUGCAUUCACUUUCAAGAAGAAGCAUACGACAGUUGAAAGACGUGGUGCUACCUUCAGAAGGUGUUCAACUGUUAGUAUCAAAUGACAUGGAUGAACUUCUAAGUAUAGUUGCUGAUGAUAAGAGGAAAGAACUACAGAUUUUUGCUGGAGAAGUUGUUCGAUUUGGAAGUCAAUGUAAAGAUCCACAAUGGCACAACUUGGACCGCUUCUUUGAGAAAUAUAGGAGGGAGCCUACCCCUCAGAGACAAUUGAGGGAAGAAGCUGAGUUGAUGAUGGAGCAACUGAUGACCCUGGUUCAGUAUACAGCUGAGUUAUACCAUGAGUUGCAUACUCUGGAUAAAAUUGAGCAAGAUUAUCAGCACAAGCAUCUAGAAAAUGGAAAAUCAAAUGCCAGCCAAAAAGGUAAUGGUGUUACAAUUUUAGCAGCUGAGUUGAAAAGCCAGAAGAAAAUAGUAAGGAACUUAAAGAAAAAGUCACUGUGGUCCAGAAGUCUGGAAGAGGUCAUGGAUAAGCUGGUGGAUAUUGCCCUCUUUCUCAACAGGGAGAUAGAUAAUAUGUCUGGCAGUGCAGAUCCAAAUAGCGAGAAAAAGCAUUCUCUGGGUAGUAAGCUAAGAUUAGGACCUUCUGGUCUUGAUCUACAUUAUGCUAAUAUAAUUCUCCAGAUUGAUUCAAUUGUAGCCCGGUCAAGCUCUAUGCCUCCAAAUGCACGAGAUACACUAUAUCAGAAUCUUCCACCUAAUAUAAAGUUUUCUUUGCGAUCCAAAAUUCUAUCUUUCCAUGUCAAAGAGCAGCUCACUGUUACUGAAAUUAAAGCUGAAAUGGAGAAGACAUUACAAUGGCUAGUUCCUGUUGCAAUAAUUACUGCCAAAGCUCACCAUGGUUUUGGUUGGGUCGGAGAAUGGGCUAAUCCCGGGUCUGAGUCAAAUCGCAGAUCAGUUGCAUCAGUGGAUGUCAUCCAAAUUGAGACAUUAUACCAUGCUGACAAACAAAAAUCAGAGGCUUAUAUCCUUGACCUCAUCCUAUGGCUCAGUUACCUAGUAGCUCAGUCCAACGCCACUUUAAAUGGUGGGCGCAUGAGGUCACUUGUGAAACCCCCAGAAUGUUCAUCUCCUGACAUAGCUGACCAGCAGCCAACACAAAUAUCUGCUGCUGAUCAGGGGAUGUUGCAGGAAAAUAACCAGUCAACAAAAGCUGAAUCGGUUGAGCAAAAGUAAUAGCUAUUCUGCGACAACAGGAAGCAAGGAGCUCUUAUCUGAGAAAUUCUGUUCCUCUAGCAUUCCUGUGAUCACUUUUAGUCUCAACAAACAGAAAAAAACUGGAUGCUAUAGACCGGACAGUUCAAUGUGAGUUGCUUGUUGUGGAGAUCAGCAGAUGAUAAUGUGUUGUUUAAAGGAUCAUUGUCUGUAAUCAUGCAUUUGAGGAACUUGAAUUUGAUGAUGCCCUUUAUGCCUAGGAGAAUUCAUGUCAGGACGAAGAUAACCACUGCUGCAUGCAUUUAUAUGGUGAUUUUGAUGUAAUUUAUGGGAUUCCAGAAAUAUAGAAUCAGAUGGAGCUGGACGAUUGCAGGAAUGUAAAUGCGUAAUACAAUACUGUCUGACAUACUCAGCAUGGAUGUGUCCCUUUUUGUAUUUCAAAGUAUUAACAUGAGAGAGGACAUUACUUGUCAAAAGGAAAAAGAGCAUGAUACUAGUAUAUAUUCAAUCUCCUUUCUUUCUCUU